Messenger RNA from Arachis duranensis, 1709 nucleotides. Its product is annotated as protein ABSCISIC ACID-INSENSITIVE 5. The record is from RefSeq and is a predicted model, not a curated record. NCBI's taxonomy places the organism in Eukaryota, Viridiplantae, Streptophyta, Magnoliopsida, Fabales, Fabaceae. Gene Ontology annotation, molecular function: DNA-binding transcription factor activity. Gene Ontology annotation, cellular component: nucleus. Gene Ontology annotation, biological process: positive regulation of DNA-templated transcription.
AUGGAAGCUGGUGCUGCUCACUAAAUAUUUCAGUCUUAUUUGUUCCUUCUCUUCUAUCCUUUGUUUUAUAUUUGUAGUCAGUUCUACUCACUACUCCUUAAUCCUUAUCAUACUCAACACAAAUAAACCUCUUUCUACAUAAGCUAAGGGGUUUUUCGAUCUAUAUACUUCCAGGAGAUAGAAGAAUUCGAAAAUGGUGGUAGCAGAGGCGGAGAUGAACAACAACUCCCAGGGAGAAGUGCAAUCGCCGGUAAUCCAAGUGGGAGAGCAGCAAGCCGGGAAGAACAACCACCACCCAUUCUCCUCCCUCGGGAGACAAUCAUCCAUAUAUUCUCUGACCUUAGAUGAGUUCCAGCACACACUGUGUGAGAGUGGCAAGAACUUCGGAUCCAUGAACAUGGACGAGUUUCUUAGUAGCAUAUGGAAUGCAGAAGAGAACCAAGCCAUAGUAAACUCUUCUAACAACAUCACCAAUAAUAACACACCACUAGGUGAAGCUUCUUCUGCAAUGAUGAGGGAACAGCAGCAGAGUCUCCAUCGGCAAGGAUCACUCACUAUUCCUGCGCCUUUAAGCCGGAAAACCGUGGAGGAGGUUUGGUCUGAAAUACAUAAUAAAGUGGAACAGACUCAGCAGCAACAGCAGCACCAUCAUCAGCAGAGCAAGAGCAGCAACAGCAAUGGCGCCAUGCAUACAGAGAUUACUUAUCGCCAGCCAACCUUUGGGGAGAUGACUUUGGAGGAUUUCUUGGUCAAAGCAGGGGUAGUUCGGGAACAAUGUGCAAUGCCGGGGAUACCACAACCACUAGCAGCUUCUCAUCACCAUCACCAUCCUCAUCAUCAGCAGCAGCAGUAUGGGGUGUAUUCUGGUAACAACUCUGCAGCAAUGGCUCCUUCUUCUUUUGUUGGAAGGACUAUUAUCGGUGGUGGUGCUGUGGUUGCGGCUGCUUCGCCGUACCAGGCAGAGCCUUCUGGAUACCCUGGGAGUAGUGGCAAGAGGGAUGGUGGCGGCGGAGCAUACCCUACACCGGGUUCCGCCGGCGGGGUUUGCUUCGAGAAGGUCGUCGAGCGACGGCAGCGGAGGAUGAUUAAGAACAGAGAAUCUGCUGCUAGAUCCAGAGCCAGAAAACAGGCGUACACAGUUGAAUUAGAAGCAGAACUCAACCAACUGAGAGAAGAGAACGCCCAACUUAAACAGGCGCUGGCCGAGUUCGAGAAGAGAAGAAAGCAACAGUGUUGUGAGGAGGAAAUGAACGUUAGAGUUCAAACCAAAGCUCAGAAGGCAACAGAGAAAUUGAGAGCAUUGAGAAGGAACCAAAGUUGUCCUUUGUGAAAAUUGUGCGACACAACUUCAUGCCAGUGGUAGCAACCUAACCAGCAUAACCUUGGAUUCUAGAAGUGGGCAUUGGAUUUGGUCUUAUUCCAUCUUCUUGUUUGGUUGAUCGACCACACAAAUUUCCACCUGCUAAAUUAAAGCAAGCAAGGAAACGAGAGAUCAGAGUGGAACAGAAAAGAAGUGAAAUUGUGAUUUUGAUUUGAUAUUUUAGCCAAUGCAAGUUCACGAAUGUAUAAUAUAGCUCAAGGGGAUUACUAAAUCAAAUGUAUAAUAUAGCUGUUGUAUUUUUUGUGUGCAUCAUUUCGCACUUGUUUUACUAUAAAAUCAAUGACGUUUGAUAAGGAUAUAUAUGAUAACAAUACCAGUAUUCGAAGCA